UGUACUGACAGGAGAGAUACAAAGCCGAUAUAUGUUUAUGCAUGUAUGUGUGUAUGUAUCUGCAGUGCAUCUGUUACUGUGAAAAGGGGUCUUGACUCUUCGGUUUCUGAUUGGUGUAGUCACAAAAAUGGUUGGUGACAACAAUAACAACAGCAACAAGGAGAAGGAGAGAGACCUUGAGUUUUUGUUUGAUGAGAACGAUGAAGAUGUCAACGAAGGUGAACAACAGGAUAUUGAAGCUGAGAAGUUCGAGAGUGAGAGUAGCAGUGGUGAUGAGGGAAAUCAUACAACACAGCUUCAGUCUUUCAACUCUCAGCAAUGGCCUCAAAGUUACAAAGAGACUACAGAUUCUUACACAAUUGCUGCAUCUCCAUCAAUUCUACGAGGACCAAGUUUUCUUUAUUCUAGUUUUGGCAAUCAUUCAAAGAAUAACUUAGACAUAGAUGGAAAGACUCCUUUUCUAUCUGGUCAGGAAGGCAUCAGUCAAUCAUCAUGGUCGAAGAAAGCUUCAGUGCAAAGGCAUUGUACUGGUGAAUUGCCCAUUGGUUACGGAUGCAGCUUCACUCAAACAGUUUUCAAUGGGAUGAAUGUGAUGGCUGGAGUUGGCCUUCUGUCUACACCUUUUACAGUGAAAGAAGCUGGGUGGAUGAGCAUGGCGGUAAUGCUUCUUUUUGCAGUUAUUUGUUGUUAUACAGCCAACCUUAUGAGACACUGCUUUGAAACUAGAGAAGGAAUCACGAGCUACCCCGAUAUCGGAGAAGCUGCAUUUGGAAGAUUUGGCCGAAUUGUUGUAUCAAUCAUUUUGUACACUGAAUUAUAUGCAUGUUGUGUGGAAUUCAUCACCUUGGAAGGAGAUAACCUCACUAGUCUGUUUCCUGGAGCAUUCUUAGAUUUGGGUAGUUUCCGGUUAGAUUCUGUGCACUUGUUUGGAAUUUUGAGUGCACUUAUUAUUCUUCCUACAGUCUGGUUGAAGGAUCUUCGCGUAAUCUCUUAUCUAUCAGCUGGAGGGGUUGUUGCAACUUUCUUGAUUGUUAUCUGUGUGUUUUGUGUUGGGACAACAGAUAGUGUUGGAUUCCAUCACACAGGACAAUUGGUAAAUUGGAGUGGCAUUCCAUUUGCUAUUGGUAUCUAUGGGUUUUGCUAUGCAGGACAUUCAGUUUUUCCAAAUAUAUAUGAGUCUAUGGCUGACAAAAAACAAUUCACCAAAGCACUAAUAACAUGUGUUGUUUUGUGUAUUUUGAUAUAUGGAGGCGUUGCAAUCAUGGGAUUUCUCAUGUUUGGUGAUGACACUUUGUCUCAGAUAACAUUAAAUAUGCCACCAGGUGCAUUUGCUUCAAAAGUUGCAGUGUGGACAACAGUAAUCAACCCAUUCACUAAAUAUGCUUUGUUGAUGAACCCACUGGCAAGGAGUCUAGAGGAGUUGCUGCCAAAUAGAAUUUCAAAUACUUAUUGGUGUUUCAUUCUUCUUAGAACAGCACUUGUUGCAUCUACAGUUUGUGCUGCUUUUCUGAUUCCCUUUUUUGGGCUUGUGAUGGCAUUAAUUGGUUCGCUCUUCAGUAUACUUGUGUCAGUGAUAAUGCCAAGUUUAUGUUUUCUAAAAAUUGUGGGGAAAAAAGCUACAAAUACGCAGGUUGCACUGAGCGUCAUAAUUACUGCAUUGGGAAUCAUUUGUGGACUCCUUGGAACAUAUUCCUCUGUGUUGAAUAUUGUGGAUAGUUACUAAGACAUUUCUUCACUGGAUGGUUAUGAUGAAGUGCUAGCCCAGUGACAAAUGUAUCAGAUCAUGACAAGCACUGCAUUUGAAUAGUUGUGGUGAUAAGUAACACCUCCCCAACAGAAUACUUCUAGGUUCAAAUUUUUCUACUCUCAGCAAAUGCUCACUCUCUUUUGUACAAGAGGAGAUACUCAUUUUAAUUGUUUGGUCAUUGAUCUAUUAAUGAAUGACUAAAUUUUUUU
Molecule: messenger RNA, 1956 nt
Organism: Gastrolobium bilobum
Lineage: Eukaryota; Viridiplantae; Streptophyta; Magnoliopsida; Fabales; Fabaceae
Product: amino acid transporter AVT1A-like
Exons: 12
Coding region: 128-1723 (531 amino acids)
Cellular component (GO): plasma membrane
Source: RefSeq, a predicted model, not a curated record